AUGCAUCGUUCAAGUGAUCUAACUGAUGAACCGAGCCGUUUCAAACAAUUUGCAUGGGAACAAUGGGAGAAUCAACCAUUUGCUGUUCUUUUCCGUCCUGGUACUUAUGGUCUCGAUCGAUAUGUAGUCAAACGUUAUGUUGAACAAGUUUUAGGACAAUCCGAACGAUGGAAACAAUUAUCACCUUAUUUUUCAAAUAUAUCACCAUCACCUCGUGCUUAUACAUUAACUUCAUAUGAAGCUGAACUAAUGCAAAAAGUUCUUGAUUUUCAUCUUAAUAAUACAUUACAUAUACGUAUUACAACUGCAAAUGAUCAAUUAAUUGAAUAUGAUGAAUUAAUUGAUUUUAUUCGUCGUGUUCAAGAUUUUGCUCGUUCAAGUUGUAAUCCAUCGAAUAAUAUUCGUCCAGUUCCAGGAAAAAAAACUGCAGUACCAUCUAUACCAAGUAUUCAUUCUUCAUAUGUUUUACCACCAUCAGCAAAAUCCAUGAUGCCAUCUUUACCUCAACCAACAAUAAAUAAAACAAGUCCAAUAAAGCCAAUACUUUCGAAACCUCCUGCUCCUCCAAUUGCUCCUAUACCACCGGCACAAUCGAACAAAACUUCUAACUCAACAACAACAACAACAAUAAUGAAUGGGCAUAAUACACAACCAUCAUCAAUUGAUGUAUCUACUCGUUUACCAUCUAACGUUCAAAUCAAACCUAAUCUUAUAUCACCACCAAGUAUUUAUUUUAGAAUUAAAAUACUUUCAAUUUUUAACUAUUUGUUUUUUUUUU
Rotaria sordida is the source of this 778-nucleotide messenger RNA. Lineage: Eukaryota; Metazoa; Rotifera; Eurotatoria; Philodinida; Philodinidae. The record is from the annotation of a GenBank genome assembly.